This is a messenger RNA of Lasiodiplodia theobromae, 1533 nucleotides long. Its product is annotated as ACC synthase. The coding region runs from base 1 to 1533 and encodes 510 amino acids. The record is from RefSeq and is a predicted model, not a curated record. NCBI's taxonomy places the organism in Eukaryota, Fungi, Ascomycota, Dothideomycetes, Botryosphaeriales, Botryosphaeriaceae. The transcript has 5 exons. Gene Ontology annotation, molecular function: iron ion binding; monooxygenase activity; heme binding.
AUGGAGACAACCGGCAGCACCACCUUCAAUACUGCUUCCUACAUCAUCACGGCUGUAUUGACAGCAUGUAUGCUUUUCUAUACGUAUUGGCUCACGAAACACAACGAACUGUACGAUGGAAUACAAGUCGUCCGGCCUACGAAAGAUGGCCAUUCCCCCAGAGAAGCAAAGAAGGCGUAUGGGGGGUCUGCGCUUUCAAUCUUGGCAGAUGGUAAGAGGACGGCUCAGGGUGCCUUCCAGGUCUAUACCGAGGCUGGCGUCAUGAUUAUCUUGCCCUCAAAGUACUUUGCGGAAAUCAAAAGUGACGCUCGCUUUGGAACUGACGAGGCGAGCAAAAAGACAUUCAUGGCCGAGAUUCCUGGCUUUGAUGGUUUCCACGCGCUGCUCAAUCACAACAUGCUCCAGGAUAUGAUCCGCACGAAACUUACCCAAAGCCUCGGAACCAUGACAUCGGAGAUAGUUGAAGAGACUGCUCUCGCCGCCGAAUCAAUUCUAGGUUUCCCAUCUGAAUGGACAGAAGUCCGGCCCAUCGAACCCAUCUAUCGCCUUGUCGCGCGUGUCUCUUCCCGGGUUUUUGCUGGCACUCGGCUUUGCCGCGAUUCUGCAUGGCUUGAGAUUGCGGUCUCUUACACUGUACUGGCCUUCGACGCCGCCCGUGCGCUCCGCUUCUGGCCUGAGCGCAUCCGGCCCCUUGUUCACUGGUUCGUUCCCGAGUGCUGCCGGUUGCGCAAGGCAGUCCAAAACGCUAGGAGCGUGCUUGGGCCGGAGAUUGGCAACAUGAAGCAACAGUGGGAGCAGGCAAAGGAAAUCCAGAGCGGGAAGCGUACGAGCAAGAAUACCAUUUCGAUGAUGCUGGAUGUGGCAAAGGGGCGCCCUGUGGAUCUUAUCGAGGCACAGUUGGGUUUGACAGCAGCUGCAAUGCACACCACCACAGACAUGACAGUCGAGGUGCUGUACCAGCUCUGUACACACCCUGAAUUUUUUGAACCAAUGCGAGAAGAGAUCGAACGGGUUCUGCGGGAAAGUGGGGGCUCGUUGAUGAAGAAGACAGCGCUGUACGAACUCAAGUUCAUGGACAGCUUCUUGAAGGAGACGCAAAGGCUGAAGCCAACUUCCCUCACCAGCGCUCAGCGUGUUCCUUCCGAGGACGUCACUCUUUCUGAUGGCACCUUUCUACCCAAAGGAUGCCACGUCGCCAUCUUUAACGAUGGGUGCUGGGACCCUCAAUUCUUUGAGAAUCCGGAAAGAUUUGAUCCCUAUCGUUUUCUCAACAUGCGGAAGGUUCCAGGCAGGGAGAACUCCAGUCAGUUUGUUACCACGACGCCGGAGCACCUCGGUUUUGGCCAUGGAAUUCACGCAUGUCCUGGAAGAUUUUUCGCGUCGAACGAGAUCAAAAUUGUGCUCUCCCAUCUUCUUACUCAUUACGACUGGGAAUUGGCCCCCGGACAAGGGCCGCCAAAGCCUUUGGUGGUCGGUGCUGAAAUGAUGGCAAAUCCAGAAGCUAGACUCAUCUACAAAAAGAGACCAAUGUAA